Molecule: messenger RNA, 1802 nt
Organism: Stylophora pistillata
Lineage: Eukaryota; Metazoa; Cnidaria; Anthozoa; Scleractinia; Pocilloporidae
Product: E3 ubiquitin-protein ligase TRAF7
Biological process (GO): ribosomal large subunit assembly; protein ubiquitination; Notch signaling pathway
Cellular component (GO): nucleolus
Molecular function (GO): zinc ion binding; ubiquitin-protein transferase activity; protein binding
Source: RefSeq, a predicted model, not a curated record
UUUAAGCACUACAUUUUCUUUCCGGAAAAAUGUUGCCCACAAAGUUUGUCGUCCAGCCCUCGGAGUCUCUAAAAUGCCCCAUUUGCAGGGAACUAUUCAGAGAUCCGGUUAUUUCGACUCAAUGCGGUCAUACGUUUUGCAGAAAUUGUAUUCGAAAUGGGGUUCCUCUCACCGGAAAUUCGUCAACGAAAUGUCCUCUUGAUGGAACGAUUUUACAACGAUCACACUUAGUGUCAAACUUAGCAGUGCGAGGCCAAAUAGAAGACUUGUUGAUACACUGUAGGCACGGUUUAACACGAUCUGAUUCGGAAGAAGACUUUGAUAUAGACAGCAGUGGUUGUCAAGAACGAAUUUCAUUUGGUCGACGGCGAGAGCAUGAAGAUCUCUGCGGCUUCGCUUUAGUCCCUUGUCCCAACAGCUCAAAUCAAUGCGGAAAAUUUCGACGUAAAUGCUUGGAGGAACAUCUAAAAGUUUGUGCUCAGUAUCGUUGUCAGUAUAGUGUCAAGGGUUGUGAACAUGUUGGCACCAAACAGAAUGUGGAAGAACAUGCAGAAGAAUGUAAAUAUAAACACAGCUCAGAUCUUGUCAGGUGCCAAGCUCUACAUUCUGAGUCCUCCGAGGAGCUAAGAUCAUCUUUAAAAGUCCUUUCAGAUAGAGUGUCUUGGCUAGAAAACAAUCAGGAUGCUUUAGUGACACAAGUUGAACAAUGCAAUAGUGCUAUUUCCAGAUUGUCAGAAACAGUAGAAGACCUAGCAUUUCAAGUGGAACAACUUUCAGUUAUUCUGAAGCGAUCAUCACUUUAUCGUGAAAUGUCAAUCACCUCCAUCCCUGAAACAAUCAACAGUUCUCAAAGUACAAGCCCUGAUGAUACUACCUCAUAUUCACAUGCACAUAAAUCACUUGUCAGACUCAAGACAUCACCCUCAGCUCACCAAGAUGUUUGGGGCAUACCAUGUGUCUUCAAGUGCAUCGGCACCUUGAGGGGUCAUCGUGGUACUAUCUGGUCAAUGGUGUCCAAAGGCCAUCGUCUAUUUAGUGCUGGUGGAGAUCAAGUUAUCAAGGUUUGGAACGUGGAGAAUGUGCGGCUAGCAAAAUGUACAGAGGUCCUCGAAGGGCACACUGAUGAUAUUCACACCAUGUGUGUUGGUGGUGGAAAACUAUAUAGUGCAGGAUCUGAUCAGGCAAUUAUUUCAUGGAACUUGGAAAAUUUAACUCUGUAUAAAAAAGUAGAGAAUGCCCAUGACAAUAUUAUAUGCGCUAUUGUUUACAAUGGACAAUACCUCUUCACCUCUUCACAUUCCUGCAUUAAGGUUUGGAAUGCUUCUACUCUUGAAGAAAUACACGAGAUGACAGACCUUCAUCACUGGGUCCGAGCUUUGGCUUUGGAUGCCAAAAGGGAGAAGUUGUACAGUGGUUCUCACAAUGUAGUCCAUAUAUGGGAUGCAACAGGCUCGUUUAGUCUCUGGGACACCAUUGAUCACUCUCUGGGUUCUGUUUAUUCUUUGGCUGUCACCAAGCACUUUAUUCUUGUAGGUACGUACAAUCAGAACAUUCACGUGUAUGAUGUGAACACCUACCAGUCUAUCAAGGCUCUUGUUGGUCAUAUUGGCACAGUCACAGGACUGGCGCCAGCAGUGACAGGAAAGCUGUUGUUCUCGGCCUCCUACGACACGACAGUGCAGGUGUGGAAUCUGGAUACAAUGUUACCCAUGCAAACACUCUCAAGACAUGAAGGUAGCGUCAACUGUGUUGUUAUUCACAAAGAUAUGCUUUUGUCAGGCUCAGAGGAUAUGGAGAUCAAG